This is a messenger RNA of Amorphotheca resinae ATCC 22711, 1731 nucleotides long. RefSeq lists its product as hypothetical. Gene Ontology annotation, cellular component: plasma membrane. NCBI's taxonomy places the organism in Eukaryota, Fungi, Ascomycota, Leotiomycetes, Helotiales, Amorphothecaceae. Gene Ontology annotation, biological process: nucleobase transport; transmembrane transport. The record is from RefSeq and is a predicted model, not a curated record. Gene Ontology annotation, molecular function: nucleobase transmembrane transporter activity. The coding region runs from base 1 to 1731 and encodes 576 amino acids. The transcript has 4 exons.
AUGAGGGACAUCAAGAGCCUCGUGCCUACAGCGCAGCAGGUCAGGGAGCACAUUCCUACAGCGCGCCAGGUGAAGGACCGCUUCACGACUGUUUCGGCAUGGCAAUUGCCAAAGCAGAAGUCCGCUCUGGCCCCAGAGUAUGUCUGGACCAACGAGGAUAUGGAUCCUGUCCCGGUCGAGAACCAGACUUGGACAAUGUGGACUUGGAUGGCGUAUUGGGCCACUGAUACCAUCAAUUUGGGUACCUGGGAGACAGCUUCGGCCAUUCUCGCGGUUGGUUUGAGUUGGAGAGAGGCCAUUCCUGCUAUCACUGUGGGGACAACAUGUGUCGCUAUCCCUAUGGUUCUGAAUGGUGCCAUCGGUGCAAAACUCCACAUCCCAUUCUCGGUCGCCAUUCGAUCUUCCUUCGGGUAUUAUCUAGCAUACUUCUGCAUCGCCUCUCGUGCUAUUCUCGCCAUGUUCUGGCUCGGUAUUCAAAGUUUUAACGGGUCUCAAUGUAUGACCAUCAUGAUUCAGGCUAUUUGGCCUUCAUACGCAAAUGUUCCGAACCAUAUUGCUGCGGGCCAAGGUAUCACGACACAGGGAAUGGUCAGUUACUUCCUCUUCUGGAUUAUCCAGUUGCCUCUUCUCUUGAUCCCUCCUACACGUCUCAGAUAUCUCUUCCUCGUUAAGAUGUUCGCCGCCCCUAUCACAGCUCUCGCGACCAUGGGAUGGUGUGUCCACAAAGCCGGAGGAUCGGGUGAGAUCUUCUCUAUGAAAUCCACAGUUACUGGAAGUACAAGGGCAUACCUUUUCCUGAGCUCCAUGUCGUCGGUCACAGGUUCCUGGGCAACACUCGCCUGUAACAUCCCCGAUUUCUCCCGUUACGCCAAAGAAAGCAGGGGACAAUUCAUCCAGCUGCCCUUCCUCCCCGCCAUCUUCACCGUCUGCGCCGUCAUCGGUAUCGUGACGACUUCCGCCACUACCGUAGUCUUUGGUGAGGCCCUGUGGAAUCCCCUGGACAUCAUCGCCAGAUGGAUGGAAUCUGGUCACGGUGGAAGAGCUGCUGCCUUCUUCGCCGCGGCUUCCUGGUACAUUGCCCAAGUCGGUACCAACAUCACUGCAAACUCGAUCUCCGCCGCCAACGAUUUGACUGUCCUCUUCCCUCGCUAUAUAAAUAUCAAGCGCGGAUGCAUAAUCGCCGCUGUUGUCGGCGGUUGGGUCAUCGUGCCAUGGAAGAUCUUAUCUUCCGCCCAAACCUUCCUCUCUUUCAUGGGUGGAUACGCCGUCUUCCUUGCGCCCAUCGCUGGCAUCCUCGCGUCUGACUACUGGCUCGUCAAGAAACAAAAAAUUGACGUCCCAGCUCUCUACGAUCCGCGAGGCCGAUAUAGAUAUUGGUAUGGCGUCAACUGGCGAGCUCUUCUCGCUUUCCUCGUCGCUGUCUGCCCCAAUCUCCCGGGCCUCGCAUAUUCCAUUGACCAAUCGUCAUCUGGUGGCGGAGACAGCGUCCACAUCUCGAAGGGUGCACAGAAUCUUUAUACCUUCGAUUGGUUGUAUGGUUUCGUGUCCAGCAUCUUCGUGUACACGGUCCUUUCGCUACUUUUCCCGGCUGCGGAGUCUUUAGUCAUGACUACAGUCUAUGGCCAUGAUAUCACAGAUGGCAUCACGGCGUCAGACGCCGAGGGCUCUCUACCACAGGAGAACGAGAAGGGAAUAAGUGAGAAGAAUGCUAUAACUACAUCUGUGGAGUAG